Messenger RNA from Closterium sp. Naga37s-1, 777 nucleotides. The record is from the annotation of a GenBank genome assembly. NCBI's taxonomy places the organism in Eukaryota, Viridiplantae, Streptophyta, Zygnematophyceae, Desmidiales, Closteriaceae.
AUGUGGGAUUACGGCGGGGAGGGCGGAGAGGCGGGUGCGCAGGCGGGGGAAGGCACAGGCGCGCAGGCGUGGGCGGAACCGGGUCCGGGGGAGCAUGUAGAGGGGGUGCUUGAUCUGGACGAUGUGACUAUAGCGAAGGUGGUGGGGGGGAGAUGGCGCGUAUUGGUGGAGUUUUACAAUCCGAGCGACGAGGCGAGCAAGAGCGCAUUGCCCCAUGUGCGCCAGGCGUCUAUAUUGGUAGUGGACCGCACUGACUGCCUGCUGGCCAAGGUGGAUGCAUCAAAGUACCCUCAACUUGCAGAGAGACAUGGCGCCACAUCCCUUCCUCACUUCGUCUUGUUUGAUGCCAGUGACUCCCUCGGCUCAAGCUACACGGGUCCUGUAGACGCACAGUCUCUCGCCAACCUCCUUUUGCAUGGCCAUGCGCACUCCGGUCCCCUGUCCUCUCUGCGCAAGGCCACGCGUGCCUUUGUGGACUUCCGCUCUGAUACCACGCGCAGGGGGCAGGCACACACAGAGGCGCAGCAGCUCGUGGAAAAACUGCCGGAGGAGGCCAAGGAGAGCGGGGAGUAUUACCUCAAAGUCAUGGCAGCAGUCGUUGAGAGAGGGGAAGAAUUUCUCGCCAAGGAGGUGGCGCGGCUCAAAGGCCUGGUGUCGUCAACCAGCCUGCCAGCAUCCAAGCACUUGCAGUUCCACCACCGCCUCUCCAUCCUCAAGCAAGCAAGCGCUCAUGCGCUCACUCGCAGAUCCGCCGCCGCCUCUCCAUCCUCAAGGUGA